Molecule: messenger RNA, 651 nt
Organism: Suillus subaureus
Lineage: Eukaryota; Fungi; Basidiomycota; Agaricomycetes; Boletales; Suillaceae
Exons: 2
Coding region: 1-651 (216 amino acids)
Source: RefSeq, a predicted model, not a curated record
AUGCAGAGGGCCUUGCUUUGGCCCUUGGCACUUUUGCUUGCCUUUAUCUUCCUCAGCAUGCCAGAAAUUGUCCCUCACACUCAGGUUGCUUGGCAAGACUUCAGCACAUUCCAAGUCCCUUGCAGCAAUGUGGGCUGCAAAUGUUUCUUCAAGACUACUGCUGGUCACACAAAGCAUAUUCUUUCUGCCCACCCUAUUGUAUCUCCUCCAGCCUCUCCAGAACCACACAUAAGCCACCCCAACAACAUCACCGACAAUCCUUUUCAGGACAGCAAGCUUCUAGGUCAGCCAAAUGGUGAUGGUGAUGAGGCAUUACAAGCUUCUCCUCCUCCCAACAUACACACAGAAUUCUUUGGAUCUGGAAACUUGCUCUAUUGCAACUACCAUACAUCAUUGAAUGAUCACAAAGACCUCUAUGCAACAAUCAAUUCAAUCACACUAGGCAAUGUGAAGUGGGAGGGCUUCUCAUGCACAUACACAGGUAAGAAACCUGAUGGCUACCCAUCCUGGAUGGAUGGGACUUAUGAUGUCUGGUACCAAGAUCUUCAGGAGGUCAUUCUCAACAUGUUGGCAAAUCCAGCAUAUGCUAAUGAAAUGGAUUACCGGCCUUAUCACAAGUACACUACCAAUGGAGAUGAACAGCAGUUAUGA